Messenger RNA from Daucus carota subsp. sativus, 2379 nucleotides. Its product is annotated as ferric reduction oxidase 4. Bases 138 to 2237 code for a protein of 699 amino acids. The record is from RefSeq and is a predicted model, not a curated record. Gene Ontology annotation, molecular function: ferric-chelate reductase activity. Gene Ontology annotation, cellular component: plasma membrane. The transcript has 8 exons. NCBI's taxonomy places the organism in Eukaryota, Viridiplantae, Streptophyta, Magnoliopsida, Apiales, Apiaceae.
AUGAUGCAUAAAAAAUUACAUUCUGAAUGUUAUAAAUAGCCAACACGUACAAGGCUGAGGUAUCAACUGCAUUUGGAAAGCCUAGUGCUUAAUUGGAUCUUCCAACUCUCUGAAGAGCUUCUUCAAAACUAAGAGCUAUGUUGAAACUUGCAACUGCAACAAUGAGGAUGUUAUUCCUUAUUUUGUUUCUGGGGUGGCUCUUUGCUUGGGUUAUGCUGCCAACAAAGCUUUACAAGAACACAUGGACUCCCAGGCUGAAAGCCAAGCUCAACUCUACUUACUUCAGAGAGCAAGGUACAAAUCUUCUGCUAUUCACAUUCCCCAUAAUGUUUAUAGCUGCUUUUGGAGGAAUUUAUAUUCAUUGGCAGAAGAUAUCUAAGAAGUCUGGUUCUGAAAGGAGCGCGAAGAAAAGCAGCCGUCUGUCCUUCUUGAAACGUCCAGUCCUCGUGAUGGCUCCUCUGGGAAUAGUCAGCAUGAUGGAGCUCAUAUUUGCACUCAUGUUUCUUGUGCUUAUGGUCUGGUCUCUUGCCAAUUAUUUGUAUGUCAGCUUUGGUAGCCUUCAUAUGCAUAAAGCUGGGGAGAAAGUUUGGGAAGCCAAGUUUCGUAGUGUGUCCUUGAGACUUGGAUACAUCGGUAACACAUGCUGGGCAUUUUUGUUCUUUCCUGUCACUCGGGGUUCUACUCUUUUGCCUCUAGUCGGCCUCACAUCAGAGUCUAGUAUCAAAUAUCAUAUCUGGCUUGGUCAUCUCUCCAAUACCUUGUUCUUCGCACACAGCGUGGGCUUCUUCAUCUACUGGGCCAUGACUAACCAAAUGGUUGAGGCACUGGAGUGGAGCAGCACAUACUUAUCCAAUGUUGCGGGAGUGAUUGCAUUCGCGGUGUCACUAGUCAUGUGGAUAUUAAGCUUUCCGCAAUUCAGGAGAAAGAUGUAUGAGCUAUUCUAUUAUUCACAUCAUCUCUACAUUAUCUACCUCAUCUUCUACAUGCUGCAUGUUGGAGUUGCCUAUCUCUGCUUGAUUCUUCCUGGAAUUUUCCUGUUCCUCAUUGAUCGAUAUCUAAGAUACUUACAGUCGCGAGAUAAUGCUAUGUUGAUAUCAGCACGCCUAUUAACUUGCGACACCAUUGAACUCAACUUCUGCAAAAGCCCAGAAUUGGAUUAUAAACCCACUAGCAUAAUGUCUGUGAAUGUGCCUAGCAUUUCAAAGCUGCAGUGGCACCCGUUUACCAUCACUUCCAACUCGAACCUGGAGCCUAAUACUCUCAGUAUUGUUAUUAAAACCGAAGGAAGCUGGUCCCGAAAGCUUUACCGAGAGCUUUCUUCUACACCAGAGCAACUAGAGAUAUCUGUGGAAGGACCUUAUGGUCCUACUUCAUCUCAUUUUCUUAGGCGUGAGGCUUUGGUGAUGAUCAGUGGAGGUAGUGGGAUCACUCCUUUCAUUUCCAUCAUCCGGGAAGUCAUAUAUCAAAGCACACAGCAGAGCAAAAUCCCAAAGCUUAUCCUCGUUUGUGCUUUCAAGAAUUCAUCUCAUCUCAGCAUGCUAAACCUUCUACUACCAUUAUCUGCCACUCCAUUAGAUACUACAAAGAUCCAACUCCAUAUAGAAGCCUACAUCACUCAGGAGAAUGAUAAUAGCGGAGAAGAAUCCCAAAAACAUCUCCAAACCAUACGUUUUAAGCCUAAUCCCAUCACGGCUCCUGUCACUGCAGUGCUUGGCCCGAACAGCUGGAUCUGGCUUGGCGCCAUCAUCACGUCUUCUUUCAUCAUGUUCCUUCUUCUCCUGGCCUUUGUUACUAGAUACUACAUUUACCCAUUUGAUCAUUACUCUGAUCCAAUUGUUUACCAUUACAGUUACAGAAUUCUGUGGGACAUGUUUUUGGUAUGUGUCUGUGUUAUAGUAUGCAGCAGUGCUAUUUUCGCGUGGCAAAAGAGACGAAAUGCCAAGGAAGGGAAGCAAAUCCAGCACUUGGAGAUGUCCAAUCCAACAUCCCCUGGAGGACUGAUAACAAAUGAUGAAGGUAUGGAGCUUGAAAGCCUUCCACAUCAGUCCAUCGUCGAAGCUACUCAAGUGCAUUAUGGUUCAAGGCCUGAUCUCAAGAGUAUAUUGUUUGGACGUAAAGAAUCAGAUGUCGGAGUCUUAGUUUGCGGGCCAAGGAAGAUGAGGCAUGAGGUUGCGAGGAUCUGUUCAUCUGGUUUGGCGAAAAAUCUGCAGUUUGAGGCAAUCAGUUUCAACUGGUGAUGAUGAAUACUUCUCACAAUACAUUUGCUGUAUCAGUUGUUCGUUGUGCAUAAACAGCUACACUUAUUCGCGUCCUGUAGACUUGUAGUCCAUACGUAAAUUUGUCAAAAUAACACUGUCUGUUAAUAGCUUCAUGAUUGAA